AUGCAAUUUCUUUACCCUACUGCAAUUGUAGGGGGCACAGUUCAGUCAAACGCGCAAGUGGUCUUUCAUGAGGUCGACCAGAGUGUCUUUAUCUUUAUGGUGACUAAUUGCUACGUUUCGGUCUACCAUUACUCCACGGUUGACGAGAACCCUUCAGUCACUACUGCAGGCUUCUGUGUGCUAUUGGAAACAAAGGAGUCUUGUAGAAUCACAGCAAUUGCUAUACAGGGUGAAACUUUAUUUGCUGCCGCAUCCUCUGGACUUACUAGAAACAGUGAACAAAAGGACGGCAUUAAUCCACUACACAGCCCUCUCAAGGAGGGGCACUCCUCUAGCUAUCUGUUUGCAGGGAGCGUUACACAAUUAAUGCGGCGAUACACCACAGACCCUGGGACAGCUGGUAUAGCCUUUCUAAGCCCAUUACCGGCAGAGUUGACCCUUCGAAUCAAGGAGCCAAUCGUUCUUCUUAGAAUUGUUGGAUUAGCCACUCCAGAUUCUCCCGACACUAGCAUGCGACCUAGCAAUGCAGAUGAGUCGCAAUACAGCACCGUAAUCGCCAUUGUAACGCAGAGUGGGAAGUUCUACUACACUUAUAAUAACUCUCCAGAGAUCUGUGCAGUAGCUCUGAAAGCCCCCUGCACUACCAUCGUUGAGUGCCCAAGAUCUACCAAUAUUUCGCAGCUAUUUUUGGGCGGAGUGGGAUAUGUUGCAAUGGUGAGUCCGUUUGAUGGCGGGAGCGUACGGUAUAUCGAUCUGAGCCAAAUGUCAAAACAAGGAGAUAGUACCCCAAUUAACAUCGUCUCCAUCGUCAAGUAUGGCCGAUACAUUUAUGUCUUUUCCGAUGAUAGCCGCGUGCUGCAGGUUAAGCUUAGCGACGGAAAGGCUCUACGGACAUUGAAUCGACCUAUUCAUGUUUUUACAGUGCUCGGGGUAACGCAGAGCAGCGAGCUUUUCCACUGCUACGGCACUAAUGGGGUCGUUCGCUUACUUACCUGUGAUACUCUUAAGCUCUACCACAAGGUAACCAUUAGCUCUUUCAAGCACCUACACUACUACUCCUCUUCUUCAAUUGUAGCUAUGCAUGUGUCCAAGUCUGGAAUAUGUUCUGUUUUAGAAGAUAGCACGAUCGCCAUUUACAAGCAAGAAUCCCCCUCAGAUGAGGCGCUCAAGAAUCCGCGGAGCAUGUUGCGAUCGCGAGCAGGAGCACCCAGCAGUGGAGAUGGAUGUGCCUCGGCAAACACCCACGCCCGUGAUUCAAAUACUCUUGUGCUAGCGAGCGUGUUCUAUGGACAUACUCCUUUUUCAGAUAGCAUAUUCCUGGGAGAAUCUAUCACGUACUCAUAUGCACAGACUCCAGGUAACCCCUGUUACCUGUCGAUUCGUGGAGCAGAGUAUGGGCAGGUGCACUUCUUCGAUGUCUUCCCUCACUACAUCAACUUCUUCUCUUUAGGUGAGCUUGUGAUAGGCUUUUGCACAACAGCUGAAGCUACGCGGAUAAAGCUAUUGGCCAAGGCGGAUCCUCUUUCCACUGUUUGCAUGGUUAUAUAUAGUAUCAACGCGAGAAAGUUCAUUCUCUCUUACUCCUUUAAGAAGUUUACCAAGGUGGAUUUACUGACAGCAAGCUUUACUCCAGACGACAAGCUGCAGAUAUACUUUGUUGUUGACGGAAACAUCUUCUAUUUCCGGAAUCUGGAUGUGAAGCAAUCAGCCUUUCACAAUAUUGUGCCUCUUUGUGCUAAGUUGCCGCACCUGAAAGCAGCGGACGCUUUUACUUCAAUCAUCACGCCUCAGGUGCCGAACUUCUGCUAUUGCUUGACUAAAAUGGGGUCUAUCUACCAAGUGGCGUUUGGCACAGACAUCAAGACGCAUACGCGUACAAUUUUCCAGCCCCCACAAGAUGUCAUAGAUGUGUUUGGGGUACACAUAAGUCCAAAUGGAAAGUAUCUGCUAGUGGGUAUCACCUCUAUGAUUGAUUCCUCCCUCAAAAACUCUCCUACCGAUUCCUAUCUUCGGUCUGACGUCUUCAUAAUUAAUAUAGACAGAGAGAGCACUAGAAUAUUGCUGAAGCAAAAUAUUGUUGAAACGCUGUCAUUAUCGGAGAUACCGGAGGGUCCAAACGCAUUGGCAGUCGGCUAUCUCGGCCGUAACAGCGAGACUUUGCCAAGAAACGGCAAAAAUACCUCCACUGGAUUUGCUAAUAUGGUCAGUAAUCAAGGGGAUCUUUCAGACAUGAUUUAUGCUGUAUUCUUUAAAUACAAAAGCCUUAUUAGCAUACGUUCUGUUAUUCUCAAUAAAAGAAUUGCAUUAGUUAAUUCACUUCAACUUGACUCUUCUUUGCACAACCAUCAGCUAUAUAUUAACAAUUAUGGAAAUCUUAUCGUUUAUGUAGCUAACGAUAAGGCAAUCGUUAAGUUUUCACCGCUGUCUGUAGCCGCGUUCCACUCAUCAUUGCAAUUGCAGACCUCAGCCAGAAGUUCCACAGAUGAUGUUCCCUCAUCCACUGACUUUGUAUUUGGAGAGGGGACAUACUUUGAUGAGGCUGACUCCGGGAUUCUACUUCCGAGGCCAAUCUCUACAGAGCUCACGAUAAAGCUAGAAGCAACAUACACAGGUAUAAACCCUGGAAAGCACGGUAUAAGCGAUCACAUUCAGCCAUCUGAUAGACACUCUAAUUGGGGAGCCGAAUCUCUGGAAUGCGCUCUUUCUGCACACAACCUUUCUACAAAAGGGAAUGGACACACUGGUGAUUCUCAAGAGCAGCAAGAUACAAUGCAUAAUGAUUCCAAAUAUGCUUCCCUAAGUGAGGAUUCCGACCUUUCAAACGCUGUGUUAGAGGCGUAUGAGUACAAUAUGCAGACUGUGAACGCAAACCAAGCACCGAAGCUAACAGAAACAACCCUAGAUAGUAUAUUUGAAAAUGUAGACAUCCUUGACGAGGAAUCCGUACUGAAGAGGCUCGACUCUAAAGAAGCACGCCAAACCCUCUCCGAGUCCAUUAUUUUGACAAUGAAGGAUAUCCUGUUGAGCAAUGAUUCAUCACCGUUGGCGCCUGACAAAGGAAGCGCACAAAAUACUCCGAUUAUGCCGUCUCUGGCCUCACCUCCAGGCUCUGCACGUCAGCAUUCGCCCCCUUCCCAAUUACCACCAAUCACCCCUAAGGUAAAAGCCGCUAUUUCUCCAGAUGUUUCAGCACGUAUAAAGGUAGGCAAUCUAAAGCCUGUCAUAAUUUUCAACGAAAAUGUGGGUCAGAUAACAUCUGCUGCUCUUCCAGAGUCAAAGUUCGAAACAGCCUCAUCAGUGCAGCACAUCCCACAGGAAAAAAAGGAGGUGGAGGCAGGAAGUCUCCCUACGUCUCCAGCAUCGAAGCCAGAGCCGGAACCAGAGCCAUCCAAGGAAGCAAAGCCUAUUGGUACGAUCUUCUCACCCAGCGGGCAUGAUGAAUUCAACAAUACAAUAAAGCCACCUGGUGAUUCUAAAGCCGCCGGAGACGCGAAGAGAGUCAUAGAGGCUAUAGAUUUGAGUAUGUCUAUCAAGAAAUCAUCUACGCUUUUGCAAAGCAUAUCUGCUGCACGCAUGAAUAUAGCUGCCGCCUUGGCUGAACUAGAGAACUUACGGGAGCAUUGUAGUGAAGACGAAUAUGCCAGUAUUCUAACCUCUGCAGCGCCUCAGCUUCAAGAGGAGGCAAAGCACUUGAGCCACGUGCAAUAUAAAGUAUCAACACUUGCAACACUCCAUUCUUCGUCCUCUAUGCUGACGUCAUCUGCAGAAGCCUCCAAGGUCACACCCCACAGCCCGACGAACAGCGUAUUAUCCCAGUACAUUGACGCUGAUGGCCACAUACCUGCCAGUCAAUUUGAGAGUAUACUGGCUCAGUUUGGGAACAACCUGAUUCAAUCACUGAAGAGUUUGAUUAGUCGGCCGAGCAUUGAGAGUGGUGAGGGAGCCCCUUCACAAAGCCAACAACCGCAGCCAUUAUCUGGUGCAGCUUUGGCGAGUGUCCUCCAGGUUCCUCUCUCACCAAAAUACCCUAGUAAAUCUUAG
This is a messenger RNA of Giardia duodenalis, 4041 nucleotides long. RefSeq lists its product as uncharacterized. Bases 1 to 4041 code for a protein of 1346 amino acids. The record is from RefSeq and is a predicted model, not a curated record. NCBI's taxonomy places the organism in Eukaryota, Fornicata, Diplomonadida, Hexamitidae. The transcript has a single exon. Gene Ontology annotation, molecular function: protein binding.